Molecule: messenger RNA, 1338 nt
Organism: Trypanosoma theileri
Lineage: Eukaryota; Euglenozoa; Kinetoplastea; Trypanosomatida; Trypanosomatidae
Product: putative ATPase protein
Exons: 1
Coding region: 1-1338 (445 amino acids)
Biological process (GO): reciprocal meiotic recombination; meiotic recombination checkpoint signaling
Cellular component (GO): chromosome; nucleus
Molecular function (GO): ATP hydrolysis activity; ATP binding
Source: RefSeq, a predicted model, not a curated record
AUGACAGAAUUAUCCCUUAUUCCAAUAGAAGUUCGAUGCCGUCCACCUCGUGUGAAUAGUGCAGAACUCUCUAAAGUUAUCACAAGUUUUAUUCGUCAAACUCACAGAAUUAUUCGUCCAGGUGAUAUUCUCUCACUUGCGAAUGCCUCUGAACUUAUCGCAUCGACGGUGGAAUUCCUUCGAGUGUGUGAUGUGUAUUGUCCACCACAGGGCAUUAUCACCUCAGAGGCAAAGUAUACAUUUGUAAUGUACACUCUUCAGAGUCCACAGAUAUAUGAAGGACUAUCGGAUUAUGAAGAUAUGGGGAUUCAUUCUGAUAUGAAUGGAGAUGGUGGGGGAGAAUUAUUACCUUCUUGUACGGUAUUGCCAUUACCAAAUCCAUCAUUAGAAGGAUUAUGGGAAUCUCUCUUUUAUGGAGAAACGUUAAGUGAUUCUGCUCAUCUUAAACGUGGUCUAUUGCAGUAUAUGCGGGCAGCUAUGAUAUUUUCUAUAUCCGGUGUAAAUCCACAUACGGUGGCUUGGAAUAGACUCUUGUUAUUUCACGGUCCACCUGGUACCGGUAAAACAUCUCUCUGUAAGGCUUUAUCUCAUAAAUUGGCAAUACGACUUGCGGAUGUUUUUCCUUCUGCCGUACUUGUAGAGAUUAACGCCCAUAGUCUCUUUAGUCGAUGGUUUAGUGAAAGUGGAAAGCAAGUAAUGCUUCUUUUCAAACGUAUUCAUGAAUUGGCAGAAAAACCGGAUUGUUUAUUAUGUAUUUUAGUAGAUGAAGUAGAGAGUCUGGCAGCAGCACGACAAUCAGCGAUGAAAGGAAAUGAACCUUCUGAUGCUAUAAGAGUUGUAAAUGCACUUCUUACACAAUUAGACAGUUUACAGCGUAGACAUAAUGUUGUGGUUCUAGCCACUAGUAAUAUAACUGGUGCUAUUGAUGUCGCCUUUAUUGAUCGAGCUGAUAAGAAAAUAUUUAUUGGAAUGCCAGGUUUACAAGCCCGUAUCGCACUUCUUAAAUCAAGUACAGAGGAAAUGAUUGAAAAGGGUUUAAUUUUUAGUUUAAUUUCUUCUAAUGAGGAAAUGAGUAAUGAAGUGAAGUAUUUAUCAAUGUCAUCUCAUAAUGGAAUAUUAAAUCAAAAACAAAUACAACAAUUGGAAGUUAUUGCUAGAGAGUGUGAAACACUCAGUGGAAGGACAUUAAAGAAAUUGCCUUUUUUGGCUUACAGUGAAUCUGCAAAUGGUACUACUAAUAGUACCAGUUCUCAUGCAAUCUCUUUUGCAGCCUAUAUACAUGGGCUAGAAAAGGCUGUACGGGAGGAAAUAUCAGCUAAAAAAAAUAUGGCAUCCUAA